UAAGUCAGUAAGAAAACUUUCGUCUUAGUGUAAAUAUAACAAGCCUUCCUUUAGCAUUACACAUGCAGUAUUUUACACUAAUUAGUUUGUUGUGUUUAAUAUUUGAAUAUGCAAACACAUUACUGUGGUUUAAACGAAUGAAUCGGCAUACGGAUACGUCUUAUGAAGAUCUCGAUUAUGAAUAUUGUGAAUGCGGGAAGAAAAAUGUAUUUUUACCAUCAUCCAGAAUAAUUGGAGGACGAGAAGUUUAUGAAAAUGAAUAUCCUUGGAUGGCUAGUAUUAUAAGUGUUAAUAGAUCACAAGUAAUUUGUGGAGGAUCAGUUAUAAAUGAUCGUUAUGUGGUAACAGCAGCUCACUGUAUUAUUUAUGGUUUCAAUAAAGAUGAUCUGAAGGUAUCUGUCGGUGCUCAUAAUUCAUGCAAAUGGGAUGCGAAGAGUACAAUUUUUUCUGUUGAGAAUAUUUUUCCACAUCCAAAUUAUAAUAGCCAAACAAAUUUUGCUGAUAUUAUGCUGGUUAAAUUAAUUAUGCGAAUUGCCUUUAGCAAAUUCGUUAGACCAAUUUGUUUACCAAAACCUGGACUUAAUGUUGUCUCUCAAUUUAAAGAACAAUCCGUAUCUGCACUUGGCUGGGGAUUCUCAGAAACUGACUCUUUAUUUAAUAAAGAAUGUGGUUUACGUGUAGUGGAUUUAACAUUGUUUAAGCGAUCGGAAUGUCCUACCGACAUCUCGAGUUUAAUCUGCGCAGGAUUUAAAACAUCACCACGCGGUACUUGCGGGGGUGAUAGUGGUGGUCCUCUUCAAAUAUUAAAAGAUAAUCAUAAAUAUAUUUUAAUAGGAAUUACUUCAAAUGGAGUAUUAUGCGCCAACGUUAAUUAUCCAGAUUACUUUACGGAUAUCGCGCAAAUGGUUCCAUGGAUAUUGCAAAUAACAAAACAUGAUUCGAAGUAUUGUUGGCAUAUUAAUAUAGAAAUAAAGUGUUCUCCGCUAUCGCAUUCAGUAGUUGCAUCGGUUUUAGCAGAUGAAAUGUCGCAAGAGUCGCGCAGCAUGAAGUCCCAUUUAAUUUUGAUGGUCUUGAUUGGAGUCCUUCUAAUCCUAGACGCGUCACGCGCGUCAAGACAUCAGCUACGUCUACGAGUAGAUCCAAAUUGUGAAUGUGGAGUAUCGGGAGGAAUAUCAAAUCGCAUUGUCGGUGGAAAUAUAACAAUCCCGCAUAUAUUUCCUUGGGUUGUAGUAAUAUACAACAAAAAAAUUCUUCAUUGUGGAGGCACAUUGAUUAAUGAUCGAUAUGUAUUAACUGCCGGACAUUGUGUUAAAUGGGUUCAAUCUGCCGAUCUCACAAUCGGCUUAGGAAUACACGACAUUGAAAAUUCAAACGAAGGAUAUAUAGUUCAAAUUGAUAAAAUAAUCUUACACGAAGACUUUGAAAGUGAUGAUCUCCAUGAUACAAAUGAUAUUGCUCUGAUUCGGCUACAAGAUCCAGUUGAAAUCAAUGAAAAUGUGAAACCUGCAUGUCUUCCGCAUAAAGAAUCCGAUUACACGGGAUACCAUGUUAAAGUUACUGGAUGGGGACGUGUUCAAAGGGAAGGAAAUACAUCCAGAUUUCUGCGUCAAGCUACCUUAAAAGUGAUGUCCUGGGCCUCAUGUAGAAAUACUUCAUUUGCAGAGCAUCUUACGAAAUCGAUGAUAUGUGCUUAUAAUGACAAUACUGAUGCAUGUCAGGGUGAUAGCGGUGGGCCUCUUUUAUAUGAAAAAACGGAUGGAAAAUAUGAAGUAAUUGGAAUAGUCUCCUGGGGUAUCGGAUGUGCCGAACCUGGAAACCCUGGCAUAUAUGUGAAGAACACGGAUUAUGUGAACUGGAUAAAAUAUCACUCUAAUGACGGUAUUUAUUGCAUAGAUAGAUAG
This is a messenger RNA of Camponotus floridanus (Florida carpenter ant), 1901 nucleotides long. RefSeq names its product transmembrane protease serine 9. NCBI's taxonomy places the organism in Eukaryota, Metazoa, Arthropoda, Insecta, Hymenoptera, Formicidae. Bases 63 to 1901 code for a protein of 612 amino acids. The record is from RefSeq and is a predicted model, not a curated record. Gene Ontology annotation, molecular function: serine-type endopeptidase activity. Gene Ontology annotation, biological process: proteolysis. The transcript has 13 exons.